This is a messenger RNA of Cylicocyclus nassatus, 507 nucleotides long. The record is from the annotation of a GenBank genome assembly. Lineage: Eukaryota; Metazoa; Nematoda; Chromadorea; Rhabditida; Strongylidae.
AUGAAGAACCUUCGCUUCCUCGACAGCUGCGAACCCGCGGGUGCGCGGAUUUCGAACUUGAGCAGCGGCACGUCGUCCACGUGGGCCUAUACGUUAUCUCAGGAGAAGGAGAACGUGGACGACGUGGAGGUGGUGGAUGUGGAGGGCACACCCUCACCCACCACCAGUGAGGAGCGUAGGGGGGAGACGAUGAGCGAGUUUCGCUCUCCAUCGUGCACACCAUCUCGGAAGCUGCUGCGGACCCCGUCUAUGAAGAAGAAGAGGAUGCCAUUGAAGGAAGAUCGCAACUUCCUUCAAGAGGCUGCCGAGGCCGUCAAAACCCGACUGUCCGUGAAGGAAGCCCAGCCGCUGUGCAAAUUCGGACAGUUCGGGCUGUUCGUUGCUACUUACCUGAAGGAUCUACGAGAGGACAUUGCUGUAAACAAAAUGAAUCUUAUAACAAGUGUCAUGCUGCGGCAGGUACCAAUGGUCGACCAGAUGGAGGAUGGAUCAUAUGUAUUAGCAUAG